CACCUGUUACUUAUUCUUUAGCGCCUCCGUCUUCCUCCUCUGCUACAGAUUUCAAAACCCUAGGUGAGGUGUAAGUGAGAGAGAGAGAGAGAGGCCAAACAAUGGUGGAGAAGACUAAAGGAAGAAAGGAAGAGGUGGUUACCAGGGAGUACACCAUCAAUCUCCACAAGCGCCUCCAUGGAUGCACUUUCAAGAAGAAGGCUCCAAAGGCCAUCAAAGAAAUCAGAAAGUUUGCCCAGAAAGCCAUGGGAACAACCGAUGUUAGAGUAGAUGUCAAGCUAAACAAACACAUCUGGAGUCGUGGAAUCCGAAGCGUUCCACGAAGAGUCAGAGUCCGCAUUGCUCGCAAGAGAAAUGAUGACGAAGACGCCAAGGAAGAACUUUACUCUCUUGUGACGGUUGCCGAAAUCCCAGCAGAAGGGUUGAAGGGGCUUGGAACCAAAGUUAUCGAUGAUGAAGAUUGAUUCAUCAAGUAAUAGUGUCUUUUUCUUGAAAUAUGCAGGUGAGAAUGCUUUUAUUCGAGUUCAGAUUUUGGGGAUGUUGGUCUUUUUGUUAUGAAUGUAGUAUUUACAUUAUAUCUUAAAGUCUGGAUUUUUGAUAUUUAGGUAACUUAUGUGUGUUGCAUGUUA
Cynara cardunculus var. scolymus (artichoke) is the source of this 629-nucleotide messenger RNA. RefSeq names its product 60S ribosomal protein L31. Gene Ontology annotation, biological process: cytoplasmic translation. Lineage: Eukaryota; Viridiplantae; Streptophyta; Magnoliopsida; Asterales; Asteraceae. Gene Ontology annotation, molecular function: structural constituent of ribosome. Gene Ontology annotation, cellular component: cytosolic large ribosomal subunit; ribosome. The coding region runs from base 102 to 464 and encodes 120 amino acids. The record is from RefSeq and is a predicted model, not a curated record. The transcript has 3 exons.